AUUAAGAGAGGGGAAGAACCUACGUGUACAUAAAUUUGGGGCAUCUUUACAUAGGAAAAUGUGGCCGUGUCAGCAAUGUCGUCGCCACUCAGGGAGUGAGCAACUCGGCGGUUUUACGUGUAACUAAUAUUUCAGAUUUUUGGAACCUACCCCCAGCUGAUCGUAAAAGUGAACUGUUUUCGAUUCACUGACUAGUAGUAUCACUUUGUACAGUUAACUGUAAUAUUUUCAAAAUGAACGAUUAUACAUUUAGUCAGACUCAAUCUACAAUCUACCAUCUCUAAGUUUCAUAUGCGAAACUUAGAUAAUAUACUUGAAUCUUGAACACAAACAUGACAACCGCCGACAUACAUGGACCUGAAUACAGUGGAUGCGUGGUUCGGGAUUUGGCAACAUCUGGAGUCUAGUUCAGAUUUGGCUAUUUGAUAUAAUUAUCUCCAUUGUUUUCUCUUCUUAUAGAUUUAUAGUCAACUCGUCACAUACUCACAUGUGGUGGUCAGGGCUGAGUUAGUAGCGGUGCUGCUAUAUAUGAUGAUCGUUUGCAUUUCGCUAGAGAUUUUGUGAAAAUCAUGUUCGAGUACUGAUGGAUGAUCUAACCUCCUUGCAUUUUCUCCCUCUUUUGGUCCAUGUUGAAAGUUACUCAUUUUCUGCAUCAGAACGAGAAACAGACCAACAUGCUGCUGAUACAUCAGAACGAGAGAAAAAAAGCCCUCGCGUGAGCUUGCCCAUAUCUAUUCAAUGUGAUGUUCAAGCGCUUGUAGUAAUAUUUAAGGACACAUAGCCUUAUGGAGUGUGGAACGGGGCAAGAGACAAUUGUGCCAUGUGGAGUGACCAGCAUGCUUGCGGUUAACCAAGCUGACUCGCUGUGGAGCAAAUUGGACCGGCUUUCCACCGUGGCAACUCAAGCGAAUAAAAUUUAGUCUGCAAAGCUGUACUUGGAGUAAGAACCUUCUCUUUCAACACUCACCAGCAGAGUCACCCACGCUAAUUCAUAAAGAAGUGCAGAAAAUUGCACCGGUAAGGCCCAUCACUAUCUCUGAGUAAUCAGUUUGUAGGACUCUCUUUCUCUAUCUCUCUCUUACUCGAUUAGAUACUAAUUACCACACAUUAGUUAAUUCCCGAAAUCCCAGACUAAUACGAAAAAUAAAUGCACAUAAUCACAUAAAACGGCGAAUUUGGUUUCAGAAAUGAAAGGAAUACCAACAAGUUUUUUUACGAAGAAAGGAAUUCUAGUAUUCAUCGACGUUCAUGAAGCCAAAAGUGUUCAAGAAGAGUGUCACAGUUUCUAUUUCUGCCGUGUAUUGCAGUGCAAUGUAAUAAGUUUUUCCAUUUACCUGGGAAGGCUAAAGAUGAAGUGCAAAACAAAAAAAGAACUAUUUUCACUGCCGUACGUGAGUAUUCAAGUGUGAACUGAAAGUGACUGCCAAUUCCUUCAUGCUGCUCAUCUUGUCUUCGUUGAGAUACUGAACCAGCAUUAAACAAAUCAUGACAGCUUUCAAACAGAGAAGGAACUAAAACGGAUUAUUAAAUGCAGAACGAAAUUCUUCAGAACUGUGGCCCGCUGGACUCAUCAAGUCGUUCCGGGUAGCUCAUGCCUCAUAUAUAAGUACACCUCGUGUGUAAUAGAUUUACAUCGCAACUGAUUGUCUUCACCUCAGCAGCUUCAUCCCUAGAAGCCAUUCACUAGCUUACUGCACAAACGGUACAAGGAUAGCCAGCCUUUGUAAGUUUGUGACCACUUGCAACAGGCUGUAGGGUUCAUACCUUUGUGAGAUAUGGAGGGAGGAAAUGAUGUCAAUAUGGAGAAAUCAGAUGAGAUCCUCCUUCCAGGGUUCCGGUUUCAUCCUACCGAUGAAGAGCUGGUCAGUUUCUACCUCAAGAAGAAGAUCCAGCAAAAGCCUAUCUCCAUUGAGCUCAUCAGGCAAUUGGACAUCUACAAGUUUGAUCCAUGGGAUCUGCCAAAGCUUGCGAGCACCGGCGAAACGGAGUGGUACUUCUACUGCCCAAGGGACCGGAAGUAUCGCAACAGCGCGAGGCCAAACCGAGUGACAGCAGCUGGGUUCUGGAAAGCCACAGGAACCGAUAGGCCGAUCUACUCCUCCGAGGGCACCAGGUGCAUAGGCCUGAAGAAGUCCCUUGUCUUCUACAAAGGCAGAGCGGCAAGAGGGAUGAAAACCGACUGGAUGAUGCACGAGUUUAGGCUUCCUUCGCUCGCCGAUCCAUCGCUUCCCAAGAGACCGAUCGACAAGAACAUCCCGCUCAACGACUCUUGGACCAUAUGCAGGAUCUUCAAGAAGACCAGUUCCAUGGCGCAACGGGCGCUCUCUCAUGCUUGGGGGCCUCCAUUGGCAACUGAGCAAGACCUCUUCUCUGGGAUGCAAUCGGUGCAAGCUUCACAUUUUGCAUCCGAGAGCUCCCCUUCAUUGCAAGCUGCAGCGGCACCAGCAAGUCAGUUCAUCACCAGCAAAUAUGGCUUCCAGGGACAGCAACAGUUUCAGAAAGCCAGCAACACACAGGAUGGUUCUUCAUGCAAGGUCAUAAGCUUCAACUGCAAUCCAGCUCAGGAAGUCCAGAAAGGUCCCAUCAUCUUGCCAUUCCAGGCACAGCCAUCACACAAGCCCGCGCACGCUGCACCACAGCUCUUCGACGCGCAGUUUGGGCAGCCUGAGCAUAUCGCUGGGUUUGUGAUUGAUUCUUCUGCGGAUGUGAACUUCGGAAUGAGCUGCAGGAACCAAGAGUCGUCCACAGUAAAGCCUGGCAAUACCUUCAACAUGACCAAUGAGUGGGAGGCUCCAGGAAGGCUCAACUUCCCAUUCGAUUUAGGAGUAGACUCUCCAGAUGACUGGAAGUGCAACAUACCUUGGGAAUCCUUCCUUAGCCCAACUGUGCCUGCCGAGAUGCCACAAUACUAGAUGCCUUGCCCUACAGAGAGUGGGAGGUGUUUGUCCAUAUACUAGCUUAGAUGUACAGAUACAGUGAGUCGCCUUCAUCUGUUAGCGUUUCUGUUAGCAAAGACUUUCAGUUUUGGGUUUACAUGUAUUGUACAUAGUGAGAUGUACCCUUGUUAACAGCAGAGCUAACAGAGAGAAGGACAUAUAUAUAUACCUUGGUGUACUGUCUAUACAU
Lolium rigidum is the source of this 3126-nucleotide messenger RNA. Its product is annotated as protein FEZ-like. Lineage: Eukaryota; Viridiplantae; Streptophyta; Magnoliopsida; Poales; Poaceae. Gene Ontology annotation, biological process: regulation of DNA-templated transcription. The record is from RefSeq and is a predicted model, not a curated record. Gene Ontology annotation, molecular function: DNA binding. The coding region runs from base 1776 to 2912 and encodes 378 amino acids. The transcript is spliced from 3 exons.